Messenger RNA from Nicrophorus vespilloides, 444 nucleotides. Its product is annotated as E3 ubiquitin-protein ligase RBBP6-like. The transcript is spliced from 3 exons. The record is from RefSeq and is a predicted model, not a curated record. Gene Ontology annotation, molecular function: zinc ion binding. NCBI's taxonomy places the organism in Eukaryota, Metazoa, Arthropoda, Insecta, Coleoptera, Silphidae. The coding region runs from base 1 to 444 and encodes 147 amino acids.
AUGAGUUUUAACGGCUCUGACAUCUCAGUAGAAGAAGUAAAGAGCGAAAUACUAAAGAAGAACCGUUUCGGUAAAAGCAACGAUUUUGAACUUCAAUUAAUCAACGCCGAUACGGGAAAAGUGUUUGGGGAUGAUAAAGCAAUGAUUUUGAAAAAUACCAGUGUGUUGUAUGCAAGGAUACCGAGAGUUCUGAAGAAACGAACACCAAAAACUUGUAACAAAAACAAAGUUCCUCAAAACAAAACUGAUUCAAAUAAAUACGUAAAUCCAGAUUUUUCUUUGUUGAAAAACGAUGCAGAGAAGAUUGAUGCGAUGAUGCACCAAAGCACAGUAGAUUACAAUGCUGUGAAUUACCCAACUGAGGUAGUAAACAAAAAGAUGCCUCAACAUUACGUUUGCCUAAAUGUCAUAUACCAGGACAUUAUAUUGGAGAUUGUCCUUUAG